AUGAACUCAACAAAUCCAGCAACAGUUCUGGGUUUCGGUAUGUGGGAACAAAUAGUUGACAGGUUUUUGUAUUGUGCAAACUCUUCAAAGGAAACAGGAGGAAGUAAAACGAUUACAGGUGAAAAUUUACCUGCACACAGUCACUACAUAGAUUUAAGUACAUCUCAAGCGGGUUGGCAUAAGCAUAGAUAUUGGGAUUGGUCAGCAAUGACAAAAGGUAAAGGAUAUGAUGUUAAAGACAACGUUAAGUUUGCUAUAGAUUGUUACUGGAGUAACACUGAGGGAGGAGGAAACCAUACACAUCGCGUUUCAGGAUAUACACAAACAACGGGACAAAGUAAAGAUUACAUGCCGCCAUUUAUGACAGUUUACGCAUGGUAUAGAGUUCAAUGA
Trichomonas vaginalis G3 is the source of this 393-nucleotide messenger RNA. Its product is annotated as phage tail repeat-like family. Lineage: Eukaryota; Parabasalia; Trichomonadida; Trichomonadidae. The record is from RefSeq and is a predicted model, not a curated record. The coding region runs from base 1 to 393 and encodes 130 amino acids. The transcript has a single exon.